GCCUUUGGAUCAUCUUUCCAAUAUGGUUAUAACCUCUCCGUGAUCGACUCCCCGGCGAAGUUCAUGAAAAAGUUUUACAGGGAGCUCUACCAAGAGCGGAACACGAUCAACAUCGACCAGAGCUUGCUCAUGUUUCAGUGGGGCCUCACCGUGUUGUUCUUCCCACUCGGGGGCAUUCUGGGGUCUCUCUUGGUUGGCCCGCUGGUGGACGGUUCUGGCAGGAAAGGAACCUUGCUGGCAAGCAGCGUCAUGGUCAUCGUCUCUGCAGUGCUCAUGGGCUGUUCCAAAGCUAUUCAUUCCCACGAGUUCAUCAUCCUCGGCCGCCUGAUCGUUGGAACUUGCGCGGGCAUCUCCUUCAGCGUCGUGCCCAUGUACCUCACCGAGAUGGCCCCCAGGAACCUGCGAGGCACCGUUGGCAGCGUGCCCUACAUCUUCACCGUCUGCGGCAGCCUGGUGGCCCACCUUCUCAGCCUCCCCAAACUCCUUGGCACCGAAGAAGGCUGGCCCGUCCUUCUGAGCCUCACCGGCGUCCCAGCGUUGUUUGAGGUGGCCACUCUGCCUUUCUUCCCGGAGAGUCCCCGGUUUCUGCUGAUCCAGAGGCAGGACAUGCAGCGAGCGAGGCAAGUCCUGAAGCAGCUCCGGGGCUGGGAUGACGUGGAGGACGAAUUGGAAGAACUCCGCCAGGAGGACCUUGCCGAGAGCACGGAGAAAAAGAUGGACGUGCUGAAGAUGUUGCGCUGCGAGGAGCUGCGGUGGCACCUUGUCACGAUCGUCGUCCUGAUGGCCGGCCAGCAGCUCUCCGGCAUCAACGCGGCCCAGUAUUACACUGAGAGGAUCUACCUGUCUACGGGGGUAGGAGACAACGAGGUCUGGUACCUCCGGCUCUUCCUGCUCGUGCUCCUCAUGUCGGUAGCUCUGUUGGUGACCCGGGUUAUAGAUUCCUCAGGUCGGAGGAUGCUGCUGCUUGUCGGCAACGGAGUCUGCGGUUCCGCCUGCAUCCUCACAGCCAUGUCUGUUGAACUCCAGAACAACAUCAGAUGGAUGUCUUACUUCAGCUCGUCUUUUGACACCCUCCUCCUCGUCGGGCACUCCAUUGGGCCAGGUAAGAGCUCCGAGGAUGCCCAGGGAAGCACAGCCGGGGUGUAGUGGAACCGGGGCCCACAAGGACGCACUACCAGCACCUUUUCGUUCGCAGGAUGCUGUUGUCAUUUCCUACUUCCCACUCAAAAAACCCUCCCUGUUCCCCCGGAGCAUAGCUGCCACGCUCACUGAAUUUCUCCCGCAAGUGUCCGUUGUCGCCUGUUGUAAUGCAACAUGUUUGGACGUGGCCU
Molecule: messenger RNA, 1331 nt
Organism: Varanus komodoensis (Komodo dragon)
Lineage: Eukaryota; Metazoa; Chordata; Lepidosauria; Squamata; Varanidae
Product: solute carrier family 2, facilitated glucose transporter member 5-like
Exons: 9
Coding region: 64-1146 (360 amino acids)
Biological process (GO): monosaccharide transmembrane transport
Cellular component (GO): membrane
Molecular function (GO): hexose transmembrane transporter activity
Source: RefSeq, a predicted model, not a curated record